AUGAAUUUUGCAAAAUAUUCAAUGAAAGAAAUCAAUAAAUAAUUUUGGUCAAAACAAUCUAUUACAAAUAGUAGUAUGUUGGGAGGAUAUGAUUAAAUAAAUAAUGUUGAUAUUUAACAGUCUGAAUUGUUUUUACUUAAGAACAUUCAAUAAUUUAAUACACUCUUGGAAUUAGGUUCAGGAAUAGGUAGAAUAUCUGAAUAAUUAUUUAUCAAAUAUUUUAAGGAAGUAAGAUCUUUUGUUGAUUAUAGAUUCAUUUAGUUGAAAGGGAAGCCAAAUUUCUUAAUGAAUCUCGGAGAAGGCUCAGUAAAUUUAAUUGUUUAUAUUAUUAAAUGUCAGUAGAAGAAUUUGAACCUAAAACAAAUUAUGAUUGCGUAUGGAUUUAAUGGAUUAGUAUGUAUCUUACAGAUUCAGAUUUUUGUAAUAUGCUCUAAAAAUUUAAUAAGUCUCCUAUUAUUUUAAAGGAGAAUAUUUCAUCUUAAGAUUAUUAAUAUGAUGAAGAAGAUGCUUCAAUAACUAGAUCUGAGAGAAUAUAUGAGAAUUUAAUUAAAAAGAGUGGGUUCAAAAUUAUGGAUGAAUAAUUUUAAUAAGGAUUACCAAAUGAUAUUUAUAAGAUUAAGUUUUAUCUUUUAAAACAUCAAGAGUUAUGA
Paramecium pentaurelia is the source of this 650-nucleotide messenger RNA. NCBI's taxonomy places the organism in Eukaryota, Ciliophora, Oligohymenophorea, Peniculida, Parameciidae. The record is from the annotation of a GenBank genome assembly.